Caenorhabditis briggsae is the source of this 1281-nucleotide messenger RNA. It is a transcript of the gene Cbr-spo-11, whose product is annotated as Protein CBR-SPO-11. Gene Ontology annotation, molecular function: ATP binding; DNA binding; DNA topoisomerase type II (double strand cut, ATP-hydrolyzing) activity. The transcript has 7 exons. Gene Ontology annotation, biological process: meiotic DNA double-strand break processing; meiotic DNA double-strand break formation; reciprocal meiotic recombination. NCBI's taxonomy places the organism in Eukaryota, Metazoa, Nematoda, Chromadorea, Rhabditida, Rhabditidae. Bases 1 to 1281 code for a protein of 426 amino acids. Gene Ontology annotation, cellular component: nuclear chromosome. The record is from RefSeq and is a predicted model, not a curated record.
AUGUUUGAGCAUAAUGAUCGAGGCGAUGACUUCAGAAAGAACGAAUCCGUUGUUUCUACACAAUGCACCAGUUACGAGAGUUCGGACGAGUCAGAUGACAGUUUCAUCGAUGAAGAAGUUAUCCCGCUGAAGAUUCAGGCGAUCCGGAAGAUAGAGUUUGCCCUGGCUGACAUCCAAGAGCAAAUUGAACGAGACGAUAAAACCCUCAUUUUGAGAACAUCACACGACAAAUCGAAGUUCUCACUUCGAUAUUCUCCUCGCAUGAAGAAGAAGUUAGAUCGAGAUUUACAUUGUCUUCAUCAGAUAUAUGACUUGCUAGAAAAUGAUAAAAAAUCGACAAAGAGAGAAUUGUUCUACGAGCAUAAAUUAAUUUAUGAAGUCCAACGGAAUCUCGACAGCUCAAUCACAUCAAUUUGUGAGCUAUUGAACCAGAGUCGGGCGAUGUUAAAUGUGUUUGCAUGUGGACGCGGAAUCAUUCGUGGGGCUAUAACUUUCUUGGUAAAAGAUGUCGGAGUUAUUGAUGCCAGAAUUCAAGAUGUUCUUAUCACAGAUGCUCUAAUUUACGCGGAUAUUGUGUCAGAAGCUGAAUUUGUGCUUGUUGUUGAAAAAGACACAAUUUUUCAAAAACUAAAGGAUGAAGAUUUUCAAAAAAUGUUUCCUCGAGGGAUUCUAGUCACUUCCAAAGGAUAUCCUGAUAUUGCAACUAGAAAUGUUCUUAAAAUGUUUGGUGAAAGAAAGAAUUUUCCAAUCUAUGGGUUAUUCGAUGCGGAUCCUCAUGGGAUAGAAAUCUAUUUGACAUACAAAUAUGGGGCAACGAAAGAAACUGCCGAAGGACGGGGAGCUUUUGUGCCUUCGAUUCAGUGGAUUGGCCUAUUCCCAACUGACUUCAAAAAUUUCUUCAUCGACAAAUCUCAGCAACUCCCAUUGAUUCGUUCCGACUAUGUGAAAAUCGAAAAUCUGAUUCCCCGUUCCAUUCAGCUCGGAGAAAUUUCCGUUACUCGUGAACUCGAUUAUAUGAUUCAGAAUCCUUUGAAAUUCGAACUGGAAUCCAUCAACAUGUGCGGACCAGAGUAUAUGGGAAGGUAUCUAAUUGCUCCACGUGUUAAAAAAGUUGAAAAGAAAAUAAUGGAUCCAAUUGAAGAAGUUGAAGCUGAACAGGGUUCGCUAGAUUCACAACUUUCUUUCGACGCUAACACUUCUGAUGAAGAUUUGGACGAUUGUUAUGCGGAUUCUGACACUGAGCGAAUGAUGGAUGAUUUAAUAGACAACGACAGCGAUUGA